Molecule: messenger RNA, 946 nt
Organism: Saccostrea echinata
Lineage: Eukaryota; Metazoa; Mollusca; Bivalvia; Ostreida; Ostreidae
Product: tetraspanin-1-like
Exons: 7
Coding region: 1-840 (279 amino acids)
Cellular component (GO): membrane
Source: RefSeq, a predicted model, not a curated record
AUGGUAAAAAUAAGUUGUCUGGCGGGGAUAGGGCGUGUUCUUAUUGUUGUCAUAAACAUCAUAUUUCUGAUUCUUGGAUUGGUGUUUUUGGCUUUGGGAAUGAUAUUGAUAUUAGGAGAGAGUUUACUGAAACCUUACUAUUCGGGUGUUCUGAGUUUGUUGAAGAGUCAGUUGGAGAGUAGUAAUUUUGGCACCGUGGAUUUUUCUUCCUUCAAUCUCAGUGAUUUGAUUGGUGGACUGGCAUACUUUUUCGUUGGUCUAGGCCUUUUUCUGUUGAUUAUUACAAUUCUUGGAUGCUGUGGGGCCUGUUGUAAAGUGAAAUUUAUGUUGGUUACUUAUGCAAUCAUCGUCAUUGUUAUACUCGUCGGAGAACUUAUUUUCGUCGGAAUCCUCUACGGCUCUCCAAACACGAUAAAAAAUGAAAUAAAGAAUCCGUUGAAAACAUCCAUUCAGAGUGAUUACAUUGGAUUUAAUGGAACUAACCUCGUCAGUCUGGGUUGGAAUCUUGCACAUAGAGAGUUUAAAUGUUGUGGUGUGGACAGUUACAACGAUUUUACUGGAGGGGCAAAAUGGAACACAAAUUACGGAUCCGGUCUAAAAGCUCCAAUAACUUGUUGCAUAACAAUUCCGGACUCUUCCUCACCAACGUGUGCAACAACACCAACGGAUAUAUACACCAAGGGAUGUUUUGAUGAAGUAUACAACAGGCUGUUGGGGGAUGUCGCUUUAGUGGCUGGUUCACUUGCUGGAUGCGGUGCUUUCCAGCUUGUUCUAAUUAUCUUUGCUCUUGUCAUCUUUUGUGAUGGACGACAGUCAUCAAAAGUUGAUCCCACAGGAUGAUCUUUUAACAAUCCGUCAGCGCCAACACCGAAGGAAACGGGAGGUUACUCUUUGGAAAAUUCUGCUUCCGUCCAAAAUUGAAUACAAUAACCUUGUGAAUUAUCUU